This is a messenger RNA of Saccharomyces mikatae IFO 1815, 2349 nucleotides long. RefSeq names its product Efr3p (gene EFR3). Gene Ontology annotation, cellular component: plasma membrane. The transcript has a single exon. Lineage: Eukaryota; Fungi; Ascomycota; Saccharomycetes; Saccharomycetales; Saccharomycetaceae. Gene Ontology annotation, biological process: protein localization to plasma membrane. Bases 1 to 2349 code for a protein of 782 amino acids. The record is from RefSeq and is a predicted model, not a curated record.
AUGCAAUUAUCUAUGCGGAUGAUGUUCACACCAAAACAUCAGAAACUGGUCAAUCAAUGUUAUCCUACGGGGAGAACCACUGAUAAGAAGCCCAAAUCUUCGGAGACUUCAUACUUGCUAUAUUAUGUCAACUCGAGACGUAGCAAACUGGAAAAAGUCAGCACGUACCUGAUCAAACGUUCCACUUCUGACUUGAAUCAUCGUCGCAUAGGAAAUAUUGCAGUUACAUUAGACUUAAUGAACAGAAUUGUGUUGCAUUGUAAGGAGAAUUUGAAUGUUUUUGUCAAAGAUUUUUUGUACAUUAUGAACAAAGUUCUUUCGAAUAACAAUUUUAAUAAUGACGUGUCUCUCGUGGAAUUGGUAGAGCUGGCAUUUAGUAGCAUAUGUCUGAACUUGGACGAUGUUUUGUGUAAUGGUGAUAUGGAAUUCGUUCAGUUAUAUCAAAGCUUUGUUGAUCUUUUUUUCAAAAUAGUCACUGAAAGAAUUCAUAAUGAUGAUCUGCUUCUGAAAUGUUGUAUUGAUAUAUCAAACACGAACAGUGUGUCAAGUAACCCUCAACUUAACCAUUUUGUUUCCAAAUCUGUUGCGUAUACUAUUUCAAAGUUUCAAGAGAGGAAUCCCAAGUUCAAAACCUUGUCAUUGGAACCAGCCGUGGACAGUAAUUUAGGAAAAAGACUAAGUCGAACACAAACUCGUACGAUUGGUUUAGAUAAAGCCGUUGAAGGUAAUGAUGAUCUUUCUGUAAGAGCAUUACAAUCCUAUUUCAACACAACUGAAACAGAUAAAUUAAAUUUAUCCAUUCGUACUUUGUUACGCUGUUUACAAAAUACACCGAAUAAAGAACUGCUAGAGUUUAUAUGCAAUGGUAUACCUGUCCAGCUACGAUAUAUUGUUAUUCUCCUUUUGGUUAGACAGCUAAGCGACAAAGAUAAAAAUAUGAAUCCAGUUGUUUCUUUGAAGUUGAUGUCAUCAUUGCUUGUCUCCGAUGUCAGUAUAGUAGGCCUAAGUGUCCUUGAUAUAAUGAGAAAGCUUUUAAAUUUCCAAUUGAAGAAUGCAGUUGAUAAAGAAAUCGUGGAACAAUCAUGCAUUACUAUGACAGAUCUCAAUCAUAAAACCUAUUACGCUGAACAGACUUCAGAUAUGUUAUAUGAACUACUGUUAAAACUGAAAAGUGACACUGUCAAAGACAUGGAAAAGAAUGCAGUCGUGGAAGAUAUUGAUUCUCUCGUUGAACGUAUGACACAGCCAAGUAUUAGUUUAGAGUUGUUCAUCGACUUAGCCCAUUACCUGAAAAACCAUAUCAUAUGUUUGUUUACUAUUGUUGAAACUGAGAUUCCGAGUGGUUUCCUCUUUUCUAAACUGUACUCAUUAUUACGUGAACUGGAUUCACAUGCUGUACAAAAAGAAAUGAUGGAAGAGGUAUUUGAUAAGUAUGGGAAAGUGGCACUAUUGUCUGGUUUGCAUUACUUUCUUGAGAACGUUUCUGAACCCGACUACAUCUAUUACUUGUAUCAUUUACAAGCAGCCAACUUCCUAAAACUAAAUGACUACAAAUCACAAACUGAGUACAAAAUGCAAACUAAAACCUUGUUCACCAAGGAAGAUUUGUUGUCCUACUAUUCUGACACCGGAUCAAAUAAAUACAGCAAGAGGGGUGCACAGAUUCUAUUGUCUCGUGACAACCAGAUUUCUACCUCUGAUCUGCUGUCGGACUCUCAAGCUCGCGCUACAUCUCUGGAUUACAGGACUGCUCCUAAUGCGACUCUUUCAAAUGGCAAAGCAAUUUCUAACAAUAGUAAUUCUGCGCUAAAACAAAGUAGAUUCGAUAAUAGCAUAGACGAUAAUAUAGACGACAUCAACGAUACUGUUAUUUCUGAUGCUAAUGCAAAGGGUAGUAUCUAUAGAUUUGUUGCUGAAGACGCAAGAUCAUGGAAAACAAUGAGAGCCACUGCACCCAGAGUUAGUGAUUUGAAAAAAACUAUAAAUGAAAAGAAUAAUCGAAAUAAUAUGAAAAGAGAUGGUUCUAUCCGCGGUUCUCAAUCAGUAAAAUCUCGUGUCACUAAUAUCACAUUCUUGUUAAAUGAAUUAAAGACUUUCUCAGAGGACACAAACAAGAUCAAUGAUCCUGAUGAAGAGAAUAUUGUUGGCUUAGAUAAAAUCGAUGUUGCGAGGUCAAAUUCUCUGCGGCUCGCACCAAUAUCUAGUCUUUCCGAUCGUAGCAGCACUGGAAAUAGAAGAUCAUUAUUACAAAAAAAAUCGGUUAGUGAGAAUCAAGACGAUGACUUUAAAGAUGCAAAUGAAGAUUUACGUUCUUUAAGUUCAAGAGGUAAAAUAUUUUCCUCAACAUGA